This is a messenger RNA of Haemonchus placei, 423 nucleotides long. Lineage: Eukaryota; Metazoa; Nematoda; Chromadorea; Rhabditida; Trichostrongylidae. The record is from the annotation of a GenBank genome assembly.
ACCUAUGCUUCCUUCGGAUAUUUCCUAUUACAAGCAAUGAAUGACUUCGGCGUUCGUGUAUUCCCAUCAUCGUCAUCAAAUGCUAUUCGGAAUUCCGUUAAAGUUCUACAUUAUGCACCCGCACCGGCUGAUCCACCAAUUGAUUACACACUGAGAGUGAAGCCUAAUUCCAAUGGUACCUAUUUUACUAUUAAUGAAUUCCUAUUCCUACUUACUAUCUCAAAAUACGAACCUCAUACACAUCGUUUCUGCGGUUUGAAAGGAAAAAACCGAUGGGAAAGAGCGUUUCUGAGUACAUCAUGGGGAGAGAUUUUUUACAGAGAGAUUUUACUUAGUACUACGACAAUAAUGAUUCAAGUCAUCAACAUCAGAGCUAAAAUAUCAAAGCAACAGUCAAGACGUUAUCUCAGAAUGUUCUGUUAA